UUGAAGUGUAGUUUGUGGUAUAAAUGAAUGCAAAGAGAAAAACAAGCAUCCAGAUUGGGAAUAAAUGUAUUUUAAAAUCUUUCUUUUUGUUUACUUUUAGUGUCUCUUUUUUUAAACUCUGUAAGUUUCAGAUGUCAAGAAGACCAUCUAAUUUACAUUCCAAGUGCAUACAUUAAAGAAAGUUGUUAUCAAGAUCUUUACGACGUGAAAAUGGGUCAACGCUUCUCCAAACACAGACUGACAGCCGUAGACAGCCCUCCAUCACGUUGCUUUUCAGUAAGUGAAGAAGUGCCACCCUACUUCUCAUCUUACAGCUCCACCACUGAGUCAGGUAUCAUCAUGGAUUCGCCAGGUGAUAGGACACGAAGGACAUCGGAAGUUAAGGACUCAAGCCCAGACAGCAGGCGGCCUUCGGAAGUUAAGGACUCAAGGCAAGACAGUAGACGACCUUCCAUAUACAGCACUAUGGAUGCUAUGCCACACUUUGAGUUUUAUGCCAAUGCCACUGCCACAGGCCGCAUCAGGCGCAGUAGGCCAUCACUGGAAACUCUUCGUAAGGCUUUGGACAAUGAAGAAUCGGCCGGUAACAUUAGUGACUCAGGUACAGGCAGUCUUGCAGUGAUGAAAAAAAUUGAAAAUGGUUCAGAGGAAAAUGGUCCAGUAGAAAAGACCCAUCAACCUGUGCGUUUUGGAUGGGUCACCGGGGUUAUGAUUCGCUGUAUGUUGAAUAUUUGGGGAGUCAUUUUGUUUCUACGCUUGUCCUGGAUCACAUCUCAAGCUGGAAUCAUUCUUACAUGGGUAAUCAUUCUCAUGUCAGUCCUUGUAACCUCAGUAACUGCAUUGUCCAUAUCUGCCAUUUCUACCAAUGGUAGAGUCUCCUCUGGGGGUGCAUACUUUAUGAUCUCUCGCACCCUGGGUCCGGAGUUGGGAGGUCCAAUUGGUGUUGUUUUUUCUUUCGCCAAUGCCCUUGGGUGUGCACUUAACACAGUUGGCUUUUCAGAGACUGUCAGAGAUCUUCUAAUUGAGUAUAAAGCCCAAAUGGUGGAUCCAGUCAACGAUGUCAGAAUCAUAGGUUCCAUUACAGUCACAGUGCUUCUUCUCAUCUCAAUGGCUGGGAUGGAAUGGGAGUCUAAGACUCAGAUCCUGUUUUUCAUGGUGAUUAUGGUGUCAUUCAUCAACUAUUUUGUUGGCACUGUUAUUCCAGCGACUCCAAAGAAACAGUCAAUUGGUUUCUUCAGUUACCAGAGUGAUAUUUUCUUGGAGAACCUGUUUCCAGACUGGAGAGGACCAGACAGCGGCUUCUUCCAAAUGUUUGCUAUCUUCUUUCCAUCUGCCAUUGGAAUUCUUGCUGGAGCCAAUAUUUCAGGAGAUCUAAAGGAGCCAGAGACUGCGAUACCAAGAGGAACAUUAAUGGCUAUAUUCAGUACCACCAUAAGCUAUUUACUCAUAUCCUCAACUGUGGGAGCGUGUAUGGUGCGUGACGCAUCUGGUAACAUGAAUGACAGUUUGGCACUGAACUUUACUGAAGUAUGUGAUGGUCUGGGAUGCAGUUUGGGCUGGAACUUUACAGAAUGUGAGCAAAAUCAUGACUGCUCCUAUGGCCUGGCCAACAACUUCCAGGUACUGAUCCAAGUCUCUGGGUUUGGACCACUGAUCUAUGCUGGCAUAUUCGCAGCCACUUUGUCAUCUGCCCUUGCAUUCCUAGUCUCCGCUCCCAAAAUUUUCCAGUGUCUCUGUAAGGACAAUAUCUACCCGUACAUUGGCUUCUUUGCAAAGGGAUAUGGAAAAAACAAUGAGCCAUUACGUGCCUAUGUUCUGUGUUACUUCAUUGCUCUGUGCUUCAUUUUGAUUGCUGAAUUGAACACCAUUGCUCCUCUUAUCUCCAACUUUUUCCUAUGUUCUUAUGCUCUUAUCAACUUCAGCUGUUUCCACGCGUCUAUUACCAACUCCCCUGGAUGGAGGCCAUUGUUUCGGUAUUACAGUCCCUGGAUAGCUUUGUUUGGGGCUGUUAUAUCUGUCAUACUCAUGUUCUUGCUUACCUGGUGGGCAGCUCUCCUCACAUUUGGUAUAAUCAUCUUUUUGUUUGGCUAUGUGGCCUACAAGAAACCAGAGGUAAACUGGGGUUCUUCUAUCCAGGCAAGUACCUACAACAUGGCGCUAUCCUACACAUUAUCUCUUGCAGGAGUGGAAGACCAUGUCAAAAAUUAUAGGCCUCAGUGUCUGGUUCUGACUGGUGCUCCAAUUAUGCGUCCAGCGUUGGUCGACUUUGUUGGAUCUUUCACUAAGAAUGUCAGUCUGAUGAUCUGUGGAGACAUUCUAUUGGGGGAUGAAAAAUCUGUUAUGUCCCAACAUAAUACAACGGUUAUGGUAAAAUGGCUCAAUCAGAGGAAAGUUCGAGCCUUCUACACAGCCCUCAAGGCAUCUAGUUUGAGAGAAGGAACACAGCAUCUUUUGCAGACCUCUGGCUUGGGAAAGUUGAAGCCUAAUAUAGUUGUGAUGGGUUUCAAAACAAACUGGCAAGAAGCAACGCCUCAUGGCAUAGAUGACUAUAUCAAUACCAUAUAUGAUUCUUUUGACUCAAAUCAUGGAGUCUGUGUUCUUCGCAUGAUGGGCGGCCUGGACAUUAGCGAUGAAUUACAGACUGAGGUAAACCUGACUUUUGAGAUGGGUGAAGCCAUUGAAGCUGAACAGCAAAAUUCAUAUGCCACCUCAGACAUUUAUGACACAAAAAAUACUGCAAACGAACAGAUCAAAACAGUGUUCCAAACCAUACAGGGAAAGAAUAAUAUUGAUGUGUACUGGAUCUCUGAUGAUGGAGGUUUAACUCUUUUAGUACCCUACCUGUUGACAAGAAGGAAACGCUGGAGACAAAGCAAAGUCAGAGUGUUCAUUAUUGGAAAACAGCAAACAAUGGAAGAAGAUCGCAAAGAAAUGAUGAAUAUGCUUCAGCGUUUCCGUUUGGAUGUUCAUGAUGUCAUCGUUAUGACAGACAGCGAACAACCGCCACUUGCCAAAAACACAAGGCGCUUUGAGGACCUUAUCACCCCCUUCACUGUAAAUGAAAGACAGCUUGAUGAGAGGACAGUACAACAGCAAAGGAAGGCGUGUCCAUGGAAAGUUACAGACAAAGAGAUAGAAGCUCUUAAACUCAAGUCGGAAAGAAAAGUGAGGCUAAAUGAGAUCAUCAGGAAGAAUUCUAAGAAUGCUGCGCUGGUUCUAGUGUCUCUCCCUGUUCCCCAGGCCGAUUGUCCUAGUUCUCUUUAUAUGGCCUGGUUGGACACACUAAGCUGCGGUCUACACUGUCCAGUCCUUCUCAUAAGAGGAAACCAGCAAAACGUCAUGACAUUUUACUGCCAAUAAAUGUCAACACCCCUAGACACUAUCGCACACAUAUUCAUUUACCUCUUGAACGUCAUUGAAUUUGAUAUAGAAUAUUGUUAGCUGUCUCUUUAGAUAAAACGUGAUCAAUCAAGCCUAGUGCCAUUUGCCGCCAAAUGCUCUGAGCCUUUCUCAGAACUGAAAUAAAGGGAUAGUUCACAAAAAAAAGAAAAAAAUUCUCUCUUCAUUUACUCAUUUUUAUGUUGUUCUAAACUUGUAUAAAAUUCUUUGUUCCGAUGAACAUGAAGAAAGCUAUUUUGAGUAA
Molecule: messenger RNA, 3643 nt
Organism: Paramisgurnus dabryanus
Lineage: Eukaryota; Metazoa; Chordata; Actinopteri; Cypriniformes; Cobitidae
Source: RefSeq, a predicted model, not a curated record